Molecule: messenger RNA, 1288 nt
Organism: Sitophilus oryzae (rice weevil)
Lineage: Eukaryota; Metazoa; Arthropoda; Insecta; Coleoptera; Curculionidae
Exons: 2
Coding region: 1-861 (286 amino acids)
Source: RefSeq, a predicted model, not a curated record
AUGCACAACUCUGACUCUAAUGGAACGGAUUCGGCCUCCGCCUCAAACAAUGAUAAUUCGGCUCCAGGAACACUACAACAAUCCCAGACACAACAAUCCAUCGAUGAAGUGAACGAGGUAAGGAAUAUCCGACUGCCUCCUUUCUGGAAAGCGAAUCCCAACCUUUGGUUUGCACAAGUGGACGCUCAAUUCGCAACUUUCCGCCUCAGAUCUGAUCAGCUCAAAUAUUUCCAUGUAAUUUCUGUCUUGGACAUCGAUACCCUCCAACAUGUAUCAGAUCUAAUUGCUAAUCCUCCGGAAAACAACAAAUAUGAAUCGCUUAAAACGACCCUCAUUGAUCGAUGCAGCGACUCUCAAGAGCGACAAAUCAAAAAGCUACUCAGCGAAAUUGAGUUAAAUGACAAGAAACCAUCACAAUUACUCAGGGAAAUGCGAGUUUUGGCCAAAAAUUUCGUCAGUGACACCAUUCUACAAACUUUAUGGCUACAAAGACUUCCUACCAAUAUCCAAGUAGUCCUGUCAGCGUCAGCAGGGCUAGAUCUGACAAAAAUGUCUGAAAUAGCCGACAAAGUCAUCGAAGUCACAUCAAAUUCUCCAGCUUUCAUCGCUGAGGUAUCCAGUAAGCCCAAACAAAAUCUAUGUGGAUGUGAAGGUCAAAUUUCCCAGCUAUCACAGCAAGUGUCUGAAAUGUCAGAAAAGCUUGAUAACCUACUCAGAAAUCGUAGCAGAUCUCGACUUAGGAGUUCAAGCAGAGGAACAGCUCUUACUGACAACAAGGAGUAUUGUUUCUACCACAACCAAUUUGGAAACAAGGCAAAAAAGUGCAACACACCCUGCAGUUUCAACCAACCAAAAAACUAGACGCACCGUUGGAGAUAGAGGAGGCAGCCAACACAGGUGUAACAAAGCAAUACCGCCUCUUCAUCAAGGACAAAGCAACUGGAGCCAACUUUCUAGUGGACACUGGCGCCGACAUCAGCGUUCUUCCUAAAAGUUUUGAAACUUUUGGGUACAAAAUUCUUACUUUAAACUUCGGCCUAAGACGCCCAAUUACCUGGAAAUUCAUCAUUGCCAAUGUUCCACGUCCUAUCAUUGGAGCAGACCUUCUAGCUUAUUUUGGCCUUGUCGUGGACCUCAAAAAUCGAAAAAUUUCUGAUUCCAUAACAAAUCUUCAUGUUCCUGGACGUUUUCUACCCUGCUCUGAACCUGCAGUCACCAUAGUGUCAAAAACAUCAAAAUUUCACCUUUUACUUCAAAAGUUUCCGGAAAUUACAAAUCCCUCAAUAGU